AUGGAAGAAGUGUAUGAUGAUAUAGGAAUUGAAGAAGAAAUAGAACUUGAGUUGAGGAAAACUAUCUAUUCUUCAUCUGAAGCAGAUGAUUGUGAUACUGAUUUAUCAGCUGAAAGUUCAAGUGAUAGCGAAACAGUAAGUAUUCCAGAAGAAGUAUUAUCUGAAAUAGAGGACGAGGAGCAAAUGAGCGAGUUAUCAGACAGUACUAUUGAGUUAAAAAACAAUCAGGAUAUUUCUUCUAACAAUAUAGCUGAUGGGUAUUCCUUGACAGAUGCCAAUGACAUACCCAUCAAUUUUAGUUUCCAAGAAGUUGAAGAAAGAUGCAAGCAGGAGUAUCAGUAUUGGUUGGAAAAGCAAACAGUACUAGAGAAGGAAAAAAUGAAUCAAUUAAAAGCUAAGAAGGACAUGGAAAUGUCUCAAAAUGAAGAAGAGAAGAAAAGACGAUACCUACGUCAAGAAGAACUUGAAAAUGAACGGAUGAACUUAGAAAAGUUUAAUGCGCAACAACAGACUAUGAUGGAAGAGGAACUGCUGAAGAAAGAACAGACUUGGAAAAAACAACUGAAAGAACAUGAGGAAUUCAUUAUGAAAUUACACACACAAAUAGAAGAAGAAAAAAAGGCCUUUGAAGAACAGAAAGCAAAAGAAAGACAACAAUUGGUGGAACAGCAGAAUAAUGCAGCUAUAAAAAUUCAGACAACAUUUAGAGCUUUCAUGAUGUACAAAAGGUUUGGUCCUGUCUUGAAAAAAAAGAGAGAAGAACGAGAAAAGAAAAGAGAAAAGAAAGAAAUAAUGGAAAAGGAAAUGAAAGAAAAAGAGGAAAGAUGGAAAAGGAAGACUUUAGAAAAACUGGAAGAAAAAAAGAGGAGAGAGGAGAAAGAGAAGAAAGAAAAUGAAGAGAAGAUGAGAAGGCAUGAAGAAUAUGAAAAAAAGAAAGAAAUUGUGCGAAUUCAACGAGAAUUAAUGAUUGGAGAAUUGAAAAAUGAAGAAAAAAACAAACUAGAAUUUGUGACAGCAAAGAGUACUGAAUCACAAGAUAUAACUGAAGAUAUUGAACAAACUAAGAAAGAGCAAGAAAUAGAAAAGAAGCUAGAAAACACAACUGAAAAAAUCCAAAAAGGAGAUGAACUUGAAAAUGCAACUAACAAAAUAGAAUCAGAAGAGGAAGAAAAAGAAACUAAAAAGUUAAAAGAACAAGAAGAUAAUAAUGACCCCAAAAUGCUAAUUAUGGAAAAGAAACAUUUAAAACAAACACCAGACCAAAAGUACAAGGAACAAACCGAACAAGAAACGCAUGAACGAAAUAAUGACAAAUUAUGGAAUGAUAUUGGAGGAAGUAAAGAUGGAGAGUUAAAAUCAGGAAGAGAAGUACAUAUUGAGAUAAAUAAUGAAGAAUCACUGGAGAAUAAUGUAAACAAAUCUUUACAAACUGCAGAAUUUCAGCAAGAUAGCAACACAAAUGCUUUUAGUUUUGAAACCAGUGCAAUAGUUAAUCAGGAAAGUAUCAUACAUUACCUUCAUGUACAGUUAGAUUUUGGGGGCUCUGGAAAAAAACCCAGCUCUUCUGCUUCAGAAAAUAGUAAAACAGAUUUUGCUCCAAAAGAAAUUAAUGAGGAGGUUAAUGAGGAGUGGGCCAAAGAUGAGAACUCGAACAAUUUAUUUGAACAACCACUUUUAUCUGAUUCUGUUGAAACUAAAAGACUGGCUUGGAUGAAAACAUAUAAAUCUUGGUCCAGAAUUUAUCAGGAACACCAGACGAAGAAAAUGGUUGAAAGAAGCAAACCACGGAAAUGCUCAUCUGACCAGAUGCCUCCAUUGAGUGCUACUAUGAUAAUUCAGGCAGGUCCUUGGAGUUCUCUACAACAGGUGACCACAGUUAACUUUCAAGAUUUGCCUGGUUGCAGCCUGUCAACAUUAUCACAAUGUAAAAGACUUCAGUCCUUGACCCUUAGACGCUGUGGAUUACUUGCCUUGCAAGGACUCAGCAUCUGCAAGGAUUUGAAAUAUAUAGAUGUAGAGGAGAACAACAUUCAGAUGAUUAAUUGUGAGAAUCUAGAAAAUCUCUGCAUUCUAAUUCUGAACAAAAAUAAUAUUUCAUCACUUCAUGGUUUAUAUGGCUGCAGUAAUCUCUUGAAUCUUGAACUUUCCUAUAAUAAAAUAACCCGAAUUGGAGGCUUGGAGUCAUUGAAAAAACUCCAGCGACUGGCUGUGGAUCACAAUCAAUUGAUCAGUACAAAAGGGCUCUCUGCUACUCCAACUCUGCUAUACCUGGAUUGUUCCUUUAAUCAUCUCACUGACAUUGAAGGCAUUGAAAACUGUGGUCUUCUUCAGAUUCUGAAGUUACAAGGAAAUAAUCUGAAUGAGUUCCCCAAGUUGGAAAAUCAUGUUUUGCUAAGAGAAUUAUACUUGGAAGACAAUAACAUAUCCAGAUUGGGAAAACUUACUGACUACUGGCUGCCUUUGCUACAGAUACUUUUCAUCUCACAAAACAGUUUGACACAACUUGUAUCUCUUUUUUCGUAUGUUUCAUUGGAAAAACUAAAUAUAAGCAACAACUGCUUACUAGACCUGAAGACUCUCAUUCAAUGUCUUGAAGGCUGUGAUAGCCUAAGGGAACUAUCUCUACUUGGAAAUCCUCUUCUUCAAGAAGACAACUGGAGAUGCUGCUUGCUCAAAAAUCUGCCCACUUUGAAAAUACUUAAUGAUGAAAAUGUACAUUGUGAUGUAGAAAAGGUUUAUGAAAAAAUCUCGAAGUCAGAAACAUUUGCAGCAUUUUGUCAAGCUCAGAUUCAAGAAAUUGUAUCACUCCACAAAAAAGCUACAACUAGAUUAGAUAAAUUUUCUGAAGACUCUGUACAGCUCCAGUGUUGGUAUUUUAAAAAACUGAUGAAGCUUAGUAUUGAACAUCGUUAUGCACAUGAAUAUGGAGUUUUAAACAUUACAAAGGUAGAAGAACCAAAAAAACAGGCAGAUCAUUUAACUCAAGACUUCAUAGAGAAAAAUAACUUCUUUACCUCAGGUGUAAAAGAAAAUAAGCAGGACUCGUUUAAUACGCCUAAAAGAUGGAUUACUUCUGGCCAUACUCAUGCUGAGUCAAUUAACUCCUUCAUGACAGUUCCAGAAACAGAUGAAAAUCAAGUAUAUAGACAAAAGUAUACUCAAUAUUCUACAAAUGACAGUGAGGAAAGCAAUGCAUUAAUCAGUCCUAAGAGAAACAAAUUCAACAGGCAAAUUACAACCAUUGAAAGAGGAAAUUACCUUCAACAUUUUGACAAUUCACAAAACUCAGCAGCCAUAAUUAUCCAAUCAUGUUGGCGAGGUUAUAGAGUUCGUAAAGAGAUCAAUUUUUAUACAAGGCUACAUCUGGCAGCAACUGUAAUCCAGUCUGCUUGGCAGAGUUACUGCCUCAGAAGAAAGAUUGUCAGCUGUGAAAAAAAGAAUAAUCAUUUUUUGGAUAAGCAUAAAGCUGCUACUAUACUUCAGGCACUUUGGAAAGGGUUUCGUUUGAGAAAGAAACUAGCCAGUGCUUUGGCAGCUGUUAAAACUGAUGAAGUUGAGGAUGACUAUAAAGAAAUUAAUGUGGAUGAAUUUGUCUUUAAUGAAGCUGUCAUUGAGAAAGAAUGGCCAGCCUUGGAUUCCAACUGCUUCCUUUCACAAACAGUGCUUUGCUCAGACCAGUUGCCCUCGCCAAAGUGUAACAAAUCAACAGGAAGUGAAGACAGCUCAUUUAAUUUAAAAUCACCUUCCCAUAAAAUGUGGCAGCUUAGGAAAAUGACAACAUUAUCAGAAAACAGCGAUGUUAGCAACUGUGCCUCACAACUUUCUGAGGCAAAGUCCUCCCAAAAAUUAUCAUUACAAUCUGAAAAGGAGGAAAAAAUUUCAGAAGAAUGGGGUUUUAAAGACAUUUCUACGGCACAGCUGAUGCUAAAAAGAGCACAUAAGAUGAAAGCAAAGAAAUAUAAUGCUAAAAAAGUUGACCCAGCUGUGCGACUGGCGUUGUUCAAAAACAAUGAAAAUAAACAUCCCCCCGUGAAACCACCAAAGAAGCCACAGACUACAAAAAUUGGUUACUUUGAAGGUAAAGGAGAAGAAUUUUCUCAUAUAGAUUUUGCAACAGAGAGGAUACAAAGAAGCAAAGAACGUACAUGCCAAUGGCUUUAUACACAAGUUUGGGAUUUUGAAGGAACCAGUCCCAGAAUUGAAAAAUGUAAGCAUUUCUUACCUGAGAUAGAUCCAGAAGUUCUCAAGGGAGGAAGAGUUCAGUUUGUGACAAGCCCUGUAAGGAGAGAAGAUACGGAUUUAGAGCUUGUUUCCCUGACCAGUGGAAGUACUUUGACUCAGAACAGAGAAAAAAAUAAUCAGCCACACAGACACUCUGCAGAAUCUUCAAAAAAGGAUACACCUUCACCUGAGAAAUCACAACUGAGCCCUGCCCACAAAGAACGGAUAUCAUUUCGAGACCAUCCAGUUCAACUCAGUGCUGGGUGGGGAAGUGGCAAAAAGAAAACAAAAUUAUUGAAAUAG
Molecule: messenger RNA, 4524 nt
Organism: Pseudonaja textilis
Lineage: Eukaryota; Metazoa; Chordata; Lepidosauria; Squamata; Elapidae
Source: RefSeq, a predicted model, not a curated record